This is a messenger RNA of Prunus avium (sweet cherry), 1394 nucleotides long. Lineage: Eukaryota; Viridiplantae; Streptophyta; Magnoliopsida; Rosales; Rosaceae. The record is from RefSeq and is a predicted model, not a curated record.
AACCCUACAUCCAUUCUCUCCAGCUCAAAAUAGUUCCUGACUUAACCAUCGGAGAGGGUUCAACUGGGAUCAACCCCAGUUUGCUCUUGUUCUGAUAUUGUUCUAAGUGUGUAGGUCUUCCCUAAGAGAUUACUCAUCUACGGGAUUAACUACGAGCCCUGGCCUCUACCCUAGUCCAAAUCAUACAUACGAGAAGGAUACGCGGUUUACAUAAUGUAAAGGAAAGCAAACGCCUUAAACUAUAUGUUUAUUUCUUUCUCGAAUUCUCCUGCACGAAUAGUUUGGCAAGUUAUCAAUCAUUCAUCAAAGGAAGAGGGGAAGAAAUAAACUUGUGAAACCCCUUAAAUGGGCCUCAGAUUGUAUUAUGAACUUUGGAUAUCUACUUCUCUGAGUCCAAGGCAAAAAUGCGUUCUUCAAUUAGACGUGUUUUGGGGCAGCGUUUAAAAUGGAAACGGUUAAGGGAGAAAUUAUUUCUGUCAUGGGUUGAAAGCGUAGCAGAGGCGGCUAAGAAAGGUGGUAGCGGACAGCAAGAGCUCUGUUGGGAUAGCUAUGAGAAGAUAAAGCAAAAAUGACAUCUCCAAGACUUCAGCUGGCUGCUGAAAAGAAAGAGGAAAGGGCGAAGGAGAGGGCAAAGAAAAGAGCAAUGACAGCAGAACAAGUUAAAGAAAAAAAUAUGGCAAGGAUUGCUCGUGAGAGGAGAAAAGAUGGAGAAGUCUAUGAAGAUACUGAAGAGUUGACAGUUCUUCAAGGGCGGAAUUGUAAGCAGAGAUUAAUGAAGUUUGAAAGAAAAACUUCAACAAAUGGACAAGCUGCUGCUCGAGGGGACAUAGUCAUGUCGCAUAUCUCAGCUUUUGAGAAACUGGAUCUAGAGCUUAUAAAGAGAGAAAAAAUGCAGAAAGAAUUUUCAUUCGCAGACCAGAUCAGAGCUGCCAAAAACAAAAGAAUGGAAUUAACUAUGGAAGCCUCAUCCUCUGUUCAUGCAGCCAACAAGAAACCAGGGGAGAGAAUGCUUAAAUUUCCACAUCCCUAGCAGCAGUUGAGGUGUAUGGAAGGCAACUUUUUUUCUUCUUUAAAGAGGGACAAUUUGCUUGUUUUUUAUGUACCAUAAUGUUCAUUUGUUGAUGGUUUGUAGGAAGAGAAAAUAUCGGACUCUUGAAUGCAUUUUUCCAACUAGUCGCAAGAGUCCGGUCAUUUGUUUUCACGGCUUCAUUCUAAUGUUAUAUGGAAGAGGUCCAUCUGGCAACAGUGCAGCGUUUUUAUGUGAAAAAUUUGUUAGGUGAAUUUGUCAUGACCAGAAAUUAUAUCAUCCGCUUUCAAGCACAGGAAAUAUCUGAUUUGCCUUGCCAAUAUCCGUGCUGGUUGUGAUAUUGACUUUAGACAGUCGAGUUAAAUUG